Toxotes jaculatrix (banded archerfish) is the source of this 1243-nucleotide messenger RNA. Its product is annotated as gonadotropin-releasing hormone II receptor-like. Bases 104 to 1243 code for a protein of 379 amino acids. Lineage: Eukaryota; Metazoa; Chordata; Actinopteri; Toxotidae. The record is from RefSeq and is a predicted model, not a curated record. The transcript has 4 exons. Gene Ontology annotation, cellular component: membrane. Gene Ontology annotation, molecular function: gonadotropin-releasing hormone receptor activity; peptide binding. Gene Ontology annotation, biological process: G protein-coupled receptor signaling pathway.
UGCUGGGUUCUGUCUGCCGCUGUCGUGUUGGAGUGAAGAGAGAACAUGAGGAGUAGAGGAGGGGAACAGAAGAGUCCGACCUGAGGAGGAGAAAAGAUUCAGGAUGUCAGGUGACUGGUCCGUCCUGAGGUCGUCAUCACUGGCUCCACCCACCAGCCCUGUAGCCCAACUCCCUACAAACACCUCCCAGUACCACCCUCUCUCAGACUGGGAGGCUCCCAGUUUCACCCGGGCCGCUCAGUUCCGUGUUGGAGCCACCUUGGUCCUCUUCGUGUUCGCGGCCUGCAGUAACCUGGCCCUCUUGGCCAGUGUGUGGCGUGGCCGGCGACUGGCGUCUCACUUGCGGCCACUAAUGCUGAGCCUGGCGUCAGCUGACCUGAUGAUGACCUUCGUGGUGAUGCCUCUGGAUGCGGUGUGGAACGUGACGGUGCAGUGGUACGGAGGCGACGUUCUCUGUAAGCUGCUCUGCUUCCUGAAGCUGUUCGCCAUGCACGCCUCCGCCUUCAUCCUCGUCGUCAUCAGCCUUGACCGGCAGUACGCCAUCCUGCACCCACUGGACGCUCUGAGCGCCCACCACAGGAACCGACGCAUGCUGCUGCUGGCCUGGAGCCUGAGCCUGCUCCUCGCAUCACCUCAGCUUUUUAUCUUCAGGGCGGUCAGGGUGGAGGGCGUAGAGUUCACUCAGUGCGCCACCCAUGGCAGCUUCAGCCGCCGCUGGCAGGAAACAGUUUACAACAUGUUUCACUUCACCACGCUGUACGUCGUCCCCCUGCUGGUGAUGAGCUGCUGCUACAGCCGGAUACUGCUGCACAUCCACCAGCAACACCUGCGGGAUAAAGCAGGUGAGUCGUACCUGCGGCGCAGCGGCACUGACAUCAUCCCGAAGGCUCGAAUGAAGACUCUGAAGAUGACAGUGGUCAUCGUGCUGUCCUUCAUAGUGUGCUGGACUCCAUACUACCUGCUGGGGAUCUGGUACUGGUUCCAGCCCGACAUGCUGCACAUCACACCUGAGUAUGUCCACCACGCCCUCUUCGUGUUUGGGAACUUGAACACCUGUUGUGACCCCGUCAUCUACGGCUUCUACACGCCAUCCUUCAGGGCCGACGUCGCUGCCUGCUGCCGCUGGACGGCAAGCGGCGCCGACACCUCGCCACGAUCCCCGGACCGACUGUCCAUCGGCCGGGGUCCUCACAGCGGGGACCACGAGUCCGAGCCCGCCGCCAACAACCAGGCAGGAGACUGA